GGGAGACCCGAUAUAGUGAAUGCAGGGUCUGGGGAACCAGAUAUAGUGAAUGCAGGGUCCGGGGAGACCAUAUAUAGUGAAUGCAGGGUCCAGGGAGACCAGAUAUAGUGAAUGCAGGGUCUGGGGAGACCAUAUAUAUAGUGAAUGCAGGGUCCGGGGAAACCAGAUAUAGUGAAUGCAGGGUCCGGGGAGACCAGAUAUAGUGAAUUCAGGGUCUGGGGAGACCGGAUAUAGUGAAUGCAGGGUCCGGGGAGACCAGAUAUAGUGAAUGCAGGGUCUGGGGAGACCAGAUAUAGUGAAUGUAGGGUCCGGGGAGACCAGAUAUAGUGAAUGCAGGGUCCGGGGGAGACCAGAUAUAGUGAAUGCAGGGUCCGGGGAGACCAGAUAUAGUGAAUGCAGGGUUCUGGAUGCGCUAGGUAGAGAAGGGACGGCUCGAAUGAGCACAUUGCUGGACCCUGAGACAGGUUAGUGUGUGUUUAUUAAA
Molecule: messenger RNA, 484 nt
Organism: Staurois parvus
Lineage: Eukaryota; Metazoa; Chordata; Amphibia; Anura; Ranidae
Source: the annotation of a GenBank genome assembly